Molecule: messenger RNA, 6326 nt
Organism: Columba livia (rock pigeon)
Lineage: Eukaryota; Metazoa; Chordata; Aves; Columbiformes; Columbidae
Gene: SRGAP1
Product: SLIT-ROBO Rho GTPase activating protein 1
Exons: 22
Coding region: 381-3644 (1087 amino acids)
Biological process (GO): negative regulation of cell migration; signal transduction
Cellular component (GO): cytoplasm
Molecular function (GO): protein binding; GTPase activator activity
Source: RefSeq, a predicted model, not a curated record
GUGCGUGCGGACAGAUAACAAUGGUGGGGCGCAGCCGCCUGGCCCCCGCCCUCGCCUAGUGGAAGCGGGUGCCCCGCGGCCAGCGGCAGCUCCUCCGCCGCCCCGCCCUGCGGCGGCCCCGGGCCGCGGACCGCGUUGCUGCCGGCAGCGGUGCUCGGAGGCGAUGGUGCCCGCACCGGGGUUAGUCUGAUCGCCGCGUCUCCGCCUCGCUGCCUCCGGUGCCGGCGGCGCUCCCGCGGGGCCAGCCGCCCGCCGCCGCGCUCGCUCGGGCUCGGGCAUCCGAUAGAACUUGGGAGCCCCUCCAGAAAAAUAAUAGUAAUUAAUAAUAAUAAUUUAAAACAAGGAGAAGAAGGGGGAGAAGCGGAAGAAGCAAGUGGAUAAUGUCAACCCCGAGCAGAUUCAAAAAGGACAAAGAGAUUAUAGCGGAGUAUGAAAGCCAAGUGAAAGAGAUCCGAGCUCAACUCAUCGAGCAGCAGAAAUGCCUGGAGCAGCAGACUGAAAUGAGAGUGCAGCUCCUCCAGGAUCUGCAGGAUUUCUUCCGCAAGAAGUCGGAAAUAGAGAUGGAGUAUUCCCGAAAUCUGGAAAAACUGGCAGAGAGGUUCAUGGCAAAAACUAGAAGUACCAAAGACCAUCAGCAGUACAAGAAAGACCAGAACCUCUUAUCGCCAGUGAAUUGCUGGUACUUACUCCUGAACCAAGUGAGAAGAGAAAGCAAAGACCAUGCAACAUUGAGCGAUAUCUACCUGAACAACGUGAUCAUGCGGUUCAUGCAGAUAAGUGAAGACUCCACCAGAAUGUUCAAGAAGAGCAAAGAGAUUGCAUUUCAGCUUCAUGAAGACUUAAUGAAAGUUCUUAAUGAGCUUUACACAGUGAUGAAAACAUACCACAUGUAUCAUGCAGAGAGCAUCAGUGCAGAGAGCAAACUGAAGGAGGCAGAGAAGCAAGAAGAAAAACAAAUUGGAAGGUCAGGGGACCCUGUUUUUCAUAUUCGACUAGAAGAAAGGCACCAGAGACGGAGCUCUGUGAAAAAGAUUGAAAAAAUGAAGGAAAAACGUCAAGCAAAAUAUUCCGAAAACAAGCUGAAAUCUAUUAAGGCCCGUAAUGAAUAUCUGCUCACCCUUGAAGCAACCAAUGCUUCUGUUUUCAAGUAUUACAUUCAUGACCUUUCGGAUUUAAUUGAUUGUUGCGAUCUUGGAUACCACGCUAGUCUGAACAGAGCCCUAAGAACAUACCUUUCUGCAGAGUAUAACCUUGAAACUUCCAGGCAUGAAGGCUUAGACAUCAUUGAAAAUGCAGUUGACAGCUUGGAGCCACGAAGUGACAAGCAGAGAUUCAUGGAAAUGUACCCUACCGCUUUUUGUCCACCAAUGAAAUUUGAGUUUCAGUCUCAUAUGGGUGAUGAGGUUUGUCAGGUCACUGCCCAGCAACCUGUGCAAGCAGAGCUUAUGCUUCGCUAUCAGCAACUGCAGUCACGAUUGGCCACCCUCAAAAUUGAAAAUGAGGAGGUUAAGAAAACAACAGAGGCUACCCUGCAGACAAUACAAGAUAUGGUCACCAUUGAAGACUAUGAUGUGUCAGAGUGUUUCCAGCACAGCCGCUCAACGGAGUCUGUGAAGUCAACAGUCUCUGAGACAUACCUGAGUAAGCCCAGCAUUGCAAAAAGAAGAGCCAACCAGCAGGAAACGGAGCAAUUCUAUUUCAUGAAAUUCAGAGAAUAUCUGGAAGGUAGUAAUCUCAUCACAAAACUUCAAGCAAAACAUGACUUGCUGCAGAGGACACUUGGAGAAGGUCACAGGGCUGAGUACAUGACAACAAGGCCUCCAAAUCUUCCCCCUAAGCCCCAGAAACACAGGAAGCCCAGACCCCGAUCACAAUAUAGUGCUAAGUUGUUUAAUGGUGAUUUGGAGUCAUUCAUCAAGGAUUCAGGACAGGUCAUUCCUCUCAUCGUGGAAAGCUGUAUCAGAUUUAUCAACCUAUAUGGUCUUCAGCAUCAGGGAAUUUUUAGAGUGUCUGGUUCCCAGGUGGAAGUGAAUGAUAUUAAAAAUUCAUUUGAGAGAGGUGAAAAUCCUUUGGCAGAUGACCAAAGUAACCAUGACAUUAACUCAGUUGCUGGAGUACUGAAGCUCUAUUUCCGAGGGCUGGAAAAUCCUGUCUUUCCUAAGGAAAGAUUUAAUGAUCUUAUUUCUUGUAUCAGAAUAGACAAUCUCUAUGAGAGGGCUCUUCACAUCCGCAAACUCCUCCUUACUUUGCCCAGGUCGGUCCUUAUAGUGAUGAGAUACCUCUUCGCCUUCCUCAACCACCUUUCACAGUACAGUGAUGAAAACAUGAUGGAUCCGUACAACCUGGCCAUUUGUUUCGGGCCAACCCUGAUGCCUGUUCCAGACAUACAAGACCAAGUGUCUUGUCAGGCACACGUGAAUGAGAUAAUCAAAACUAUCAUCAUCCAUCAUGAGGCUAUUUUUCCGGAUGCUAAAGAACUUGAUGGCCCAGUGUAUGAAAAAUGCAUGGCUGGAGAUGACUACUGUGACAGCCCAUACAGCGAACAUGGUACAUUGGAGGAGGUGGACCAGGACGCGAGUACGGAGCCCCACACCAGUGAAGACGAGUGUGAGCCCAUAGAAGCUAUAGCCAAGUUUGACUACGUUGGAAGAUCUGCACGAGAACUCUCAUUCAAGAAAGGAGCUUCCCUGCUGCUCUAUCACCGAGCGUCUGAAGACUGGUGGGAAGGAAGGCACAACGGAAUUGACGGCCUUGUCCCUCACCAGUACAUAGUGGUGCAGGAUAUGGAUGACACUUUCUCAGAUACGCUGAGCCAAAAAGCAGACAGUGAAGCCAGCAGCGGACCCAUAACCGAAGACAAGUCGUCAUCAAAGGACAUGAACUCUCCCACUGACCGUCACUCUGAUGUGUAUUUAGGAAGGCAAAGAAAGAGAUCAGAACCUCCACCUCCUCUAAGACGCCCCGGCCGGAGCAGUGACGGUCACUGCCCAGUGCACCCACCUCACCCUCUCUCCAACUCAUCUGUGGAGCUGGGUUCCCCCAACCUGGCAACUCACUGCAGUCCCAGGGCCCUCCUUCAAAACCGCAGCCUCAACGCUGACAGCCCUGAGAGGAGGCGUAGACCUGGACACGGCAGUCUCACCAACAUCAGUAGGCACGAUUCUCUGAAGAAGAUUGAUAGCCCUCCAAUUAGAAGAUCUACAUCAUCUGGUCAGUACACAGGUUUCAAUGACCAUAAACCACUGGACCCAGAGUCAAUAGCUCAGGACAUCGAGGAGACGAUGAACACAGCGCUGAACGAGCUGCGUGAGCUGGAGAGGCAGAGCUCGGCCAAGCACGCUCCCGACGUGGUGUUGGACACCUUGGAGCAGAUGAAGAACACCCCCACCCCUGCCACCUCCACGGAGUCGCUCAGCCCUCUCCACAGCGUCGUUUUGAGGAGCUCCGAGCCCCAGAUCCGCCGCAGCACUAGUUCUUCCAGUGACACCAUGAGUACAUUCAAGCCCAUGGUGGCCCCGAGAAUGGGAGUGCAGCUGAAACCUCCUGCUCUUAGGCCAAAACCUAUUGUUCUUCCAAAAACAAAUCCUAGCAUCGGGCCUUCCCCUCCUUCCCAGGGUCCAGCUGACAAAUCUUGCACAAUGUAGACAGCUCAGCCACCCACAGUGCCCAGCUGGGGUAUGCUAGGGAAAAAGAUGGAUUAACGAUAGAAGUCAGGGCUCCGUAACAUUGUUUGUUCAUGUUUGUAACUGGAGAGGCUCUGGUUUCAGUGUUUUUGAAUGUAUUGUCUGAAACUAGCUACAUUAACAUGGGCAUUUGUAUUUUGUAUGGUUUCAAUUAAAAGAAAAACUGGACAAUUGUGCAUCGUUUUAAAAAACAAACAUAGACUUACUUGAAAUCUUGAUGCUGCACCAUUUCUAAUAAAAACAACACGGAUCACAAACAGCUUGCCACGUUGUACCAUACUUCACAGUCUUACUGUAGCUAUAUAAUAACAGAUCCUGCACAAAACUAGGGGGUGGGGGGGUCAGGGGAGGUGGGACCUCUGAUUUCUGGGUCACCAAACCAAAUCUCAAGCAGGUUAGUAAGAGCUGAAAUCUAGCAUGUGAGGAUUAAGUGUCUGUGUGGAAUGUCUAAGUCAUCUCAGGCCACAUUUCUUAUUUAAGACACACCAAAAAAAAAUAAAAAGAAACACCAAACCCUCACAACUCUCACAAUUGGCACCGAGCUUUAGCUUUCUUGUUGUCAAUCUCCUGAGAGACAAGUGGUGGAUGGAUCUGGAGAUCACAUUGCUCUCACCGAUAAAAAGCAGCAUUCCAGGUCACAGCUAAAGCACAUCUUCAGAAACUCCUUUUGCUGUCCUCUGUAAUAGCGUACCUUUUCCCGUGAAGCUAGACCUUCGUUCUCUGAUGUCACGUUUUUCACAAAAAGCUAAAUUCUUUUGAAGUUCAUAGUUGAGCAAGCCAGGCUCCGGGAGCACACGAACCCACUGGUCCAUUAGGCUGGCUGGUAGGCGAUUUAAAGGCUCAGCUUCACAGUAAUACAGCCAAGUAUCCUGUUGGCUUUGUUGCUCGUUGUCCGUAAAGGCACAAUUUGAGCUGGAGUAGUCGGAGUCCCGGGCUGACCCGGCUCCGCUGGCCGCCUUGCAGGGCAUGGACACCGCGCUCCUCGGCGGUGAGACGGGGGUGUCUGAAGAGGGGCUGCCUCCUGCCCGCUUCUGCUGCCUAGAUUCAAGUUGACUAAAGUUUUCCAUAACCACUUCCCCCUUUCCCGCUUCCCUUUAUAUUUUUUUAAACGGCAGAAAUCAGUACCUUUCUUAUGCCUGCGUGAGUGACGUCUGUCAACUUCGCUUAGCGCUCUGUUAAACUUUGUUAGGCGCGAACUAGUAUCUGUUUUGCACAUUGCAACAGUAAGCCAUAAUAUUAUUUCUGUGAAUACAUUUUCCAACAUCCAAUCCAUAAAAUAAGUUUCAGUGAAGAAGAUGGGGAAAAAAAAAAUCAAUUGUGGCUCACCUACAGGAGUACAACUGGCUUUAAGUAAGAUCUGUUUUCCAUGUAUUAUUUAAGAUCUCACUGUUGGAAAGCCUGAAGUUUUACCACUCGCCAUACAUAAAAAAUUGAGUAUGGGAGGGAAAAAGUAGUGACAAAAUUUGAUGGACAUAAUUACUGAGGUGACAGGAGUGAUUUCCUGUUGGUUUUUUUAGGAGUAAUUUGUUCCUGCUCUGGUUUCCACCCAGUAGAUAGGAAAUGCAAAGCCCCAGGUGUGAAAAGCAUCCCAUGAACCGCCUCUGAGAGCCAAACUGCUCCUGGUAUUUGCAAACCCAUCUCAAUCCAGCCACAGACUUCACGUGCAUCUGGGUUGAAGACGAAGUCUUAAUCCCCUGCAGCGGACUGUGCAGCAUCAGUUGGUGAGCACCCGGUCCCUGUGACCGUACUGCCUAGUCCUAAAGCCAGAGCGAGAGCCUAAGCCAGGCCAGCCCCAGCUGCAGACCAGCACUGGUCCGUAGGGUCUGUUCACUCGGUCGGGACCAGAGACGUUUUCAAGUAGUUCCCCAGUUUACUAGGAUCAGUGGAACAAACUGGAAUUUCAGCAUUCAUUUACAUGCAGUUUUAGUCUAGUGUUUUUAAAUUAACCCACCUGGCAUAAUUGAGAUGGAUACCUGUAUCUUUAAAUUGCAUAGGGAAUUUUGUAUGUUUAAAUAACUGUACUGGACUCCAUAAUGCUUAUAUUAGAAAUUGUUUAGCAAAAGAAAAUAUUAGAAACAGUGCAUUUAGUGAAUGCAUCCUCUUAGUGCAUUCACACAGUUAAAUGUGUAGUUUGAUGGUUAUUAUAGAUACUUAAAAGUAUAGUAAGUGGAUAUGUAACAGGAAAGACUGCUACAACUACAGACGUACUAAAGGGUAACUCCUGCACACCUAAUCCAAUCAGUAUUGUCCUUUACUGUCAAGUUUGAUGAAUUGCAGUACUGGUAGCUACCUGCUUGUUGACUGUUACCUAAUUGUGUCAAUGUACAUCUGUAGUAUGUACAUGUGAAAGUGCCUUUAAAUUUUAGAGGAGCUUUAGCCUUGCUCUUGUACUGUUGCAUUUCCAUUGCAUCCUUCCCUGUUCGUGUAUGGCUGCGUUCCCAUUGCAUUCCUUCCACUCUUGAAGAACAAAGAAAAACAUGGAAAUUUCACGGUUCUGGAAGAGAAAUGUACUGUUAAUCUGUUGUGACAAUGCACUUUUAUGUAUAGUACUGUACAUUUUUGGCAUGUACCAUUACAAGCUUCAGUAUACAUUCAGGUUUGUUCCUCAUACUGUACCUUUAUAAUAAAGAUGAUAGUUCUGUC